Molecule: messenger RNA, 1683 nt
Organism: Daphnia magna
Lineage: Eukaryota; Metazoa; Arthropoda; Branchiopoda; Diplostraca; Daphniidae
Gene: Dhdds
Product: dehydrodolichyl diphosphate synthase complex subunit DHDDS
Exons: 6
Coding region: 383-1276 (297 amino acids)
Biological process (GO): polyprenol biosynthetic process
Cellular component (GO): endoplasmic reticulum; dehydrodolichyl diphosphate synthase complex
Molecular function (GO): ditrans,polycis-polyprenyl diphosphate synthase [(2E,6E)-farnesyl diphosphate specific] activity
Source: RefSeq, a predicted model, not a curated record
UUUUAGCUUGAAAUUGGAAAUUUAUGAAACAAAAACGUUUCAAAAUUUAAAGAAUAUCUUAUGUUUUCAGUCCUUUUUAAUAUAUCUUGAUACAAGCUAGCCUAGGAUUGACAUGUAGUUUACUUAAAAUCCACUAGGUGCCAUCGCCAUCGUUAAGGAGAAUUUUGACGACCAAGCCUUAUGGCCAAAGUCGACGCAGUGAACGAACCAUCCCCUCUAUGACUGUUGUAACCAUAGACUACGUUAAACGUCAUCGUCAUCUGAUUCGUGUUAUUUUCAUUAACAGUUAAAAAGUACUGAAAAUAAAAACGUAGUUUUAAAAUCAAAAACCCGCAUUUAUACACAGGAUAACUUGAAACUUCCCAAUUAUAGGUUGGAUAAAAUGUCAUGGAUACAGGAAUCAAAAUUGAAAUGGUAUGAAACACUAGCUGUAAAUGUACUGAAAUGUGGGUCUAUACCGAAACAUGUUGCCUUCAUCAUGGAUGGCAAUAGAAGAUUUGCUAAUAAAAGUGGGGUAAAAAAAAUUGAGGGGCAUUCAAAAGGGUUUGAUAAGUUGACAGAAGUUUUGCACUGGUGUCUGCUACUUGGGGUAAAUGAAGUUACCGUUUAUGCUUUCAGUAUUGAAAAUUUUAGACGCUCUGAGGAAGAGGUGGAUCAACUCAUGUCACUGGCAAGAGAGAAAUUCAAACGACUUUUGGAAGAAAAAGAUAAACUGAAUGAGCAUGGCAUCAGUAUUAGAGUAAUUGGUAACAUUGGCUUACUUCCUGCAGAUUUACAAAAACUAGUUGUUGAAUCAAUGGAAUCAACUAAAUCCAACACUGAAGCUGUUUUAAACAUAGCUUUUUCCUACACAUCCAGAGAAGAAAUGACCCAUGCUGUAAGAGAAGUAGCAUGGGGUGUUCAAGAAGAUCUGUUAAAAAUUGAUGACAUUACCGAAGAUUUAAUUCAAAAGUGUCUAUACACGCGGCAUUCGCUCCAACCUGAUCUUUUAAUACGAACUUCAGGAGAAGUAAGAUUGAGUGAUUUUCUUCUUUGGCAAACUACUUGCUGCACCUUAUACUUUACUCCGGUGUUAUGGCCCGAAUUUUCAAUUUGGGAUCUUUGUAGAAGCAUUCUCCACUACCAAAAAAACUUACCUGUCCUGGAGGCCCUGAAGAAUUCGUGCGACGGGAGACGACAGCCAAUAAGCGAAAACAUGGACAGGAUAGAGAAGUUUCUCAGCAAAAUGGAAGUGAAAGAAUCUCGUACAAGAAACCAGAUUCUGACACAAGCCUAGACCUUUCUGACCCCUUUAUUGUUUCCAAUCUAUGUUAAAAUAUAUAGCAAAUAGUGCUGGGGAAGUUACACAGAAAGUUGCACAUCUAUGACUAAGUGAUAGUGGUUUUCCGGAAAUCAGAUCCAUUCUUUAGGGUUUCUCAAUAUCUCUGUCAGUUUGGCUUCUGGGGUUCCAUCAGAGGGAGAAUGCAUGUAUUCCCAUUUCUGAAAAAAAAGAAAGAAAUAGUAAUAGUUUCCCAUUUGCGCGAAAGGUACUGUGCUCUGCAAAGAACUCACCGCAUAUACCGGAAGAGACAUUAAAAUACUCUCAAUACGAGCGCCGGGAGUGUAAAGUCCAAACUUUGUCCCACCUUAUAGGAGUUACAGUAUGUUUAAAAUAAAAAUGCAAAUAAAAGUGACCAAGGAAUA